Molecule: messenger RNA, 1147 nt
Organism: Pterocles gutturalis (yellow-throated sandgrouse)
Lineage: Eukaryota; Metazoa; Chordata; Aves; Pterocliformes; Pteroclidae
Product: tetratricopeptide repeat protein 6-like
Exons: 9
Molecular function (GO): protein binding
Source: RefSeq, a predicted model, not a curated record
CUCUGUCAUCUUUGCUUACCUAAAUAUUGGUUUGAUACUGCUGUUGCAUCUCGAUCGAUAUUAUGAGGCUAUUCAGCAGUUUACUAAAGUCAUUGAAAUUGAUCCUCUCAAUGUUCAAGCCUAUGUAUGCAGAGCGCAAGCAUAUCACAAGGAUGCUGUGGAAAGCUUUAAAAAAGCAGUGAAGCUCUUGAUGACCUCAGCAAAAAUUCUGCCUAAUACGUUUGAGGCUGCAGAAAUGUAUUAUCUCACAGGCCUGUGUUACAUGGAGCAAAAAAGUUUAUUACAGGCCCAUGAUGCUUUUAGUAUGGCUAUCAGACUACAUCCAAGUUACCCUGAUGCUUUUUAUCAGCGAGGGCUGUGUAGAAUGCAGCUCAGACAAGCUAAAUGCAUCCGAGAUUUCAAUCGAGCACUUGCUCUUUGUCCAUCACAUUUCCAGGCAUAUAUGAGUCGUGCUGCUUACUAUGGGAGUGAAGGUAGAUACUCCAAGGCAAUUCUGAAUUGCAAUGAAGCGAUCAAAAUUCUUCCUAACAGUGAGCGAGCUUAUUUUUACCGAGGAACUUUAAAGUAUCAAAAUAAGACAUUUAAAGCUGCAGUUGAAGAUCUUUCAAAAACUAUUGACCUCAACAAAACCUGCAUUUUGGCAUAUUAUAACAGAGCUGUCUGUUAUCAUCAAACAAAGGACUUCAGAAAGGCUUUGAAAGAUUAUGGAAUUCUUCUUCUGCUUGACUCGAAUAAGGAAAUAGCUUUUAAAGUGUUAAUUAAUCGUGGACUGCUGUACGUGGAACUUGAUGAUUAUGCUAAUGCAUGUGAGGGUGGAGUUGGUCAUAAUAGAUCAGAAAAGAGGCUGAGGAGGUACAAAUUGGACUUUAAAGAAGCAACAUUGCUUAGUCCAGAUGACAGCCAGAUCUUUCAAGCUAUUGGAAUCUGCUGUCAUAGACUUCAUGAGUUUGAAGAAGCUGUGAAAUCAUUUGACCGGGUUCUCAAACUAGAUCCUGUUUCUGUGGAUGCCUAUGUUGGACGAGGAAAUUCGUACAUGGAAAAUGGAUAUGAGGCUGGUUGUAAACAAGCACAGAAAGAUUUCUUGAGAGCAAUUCACCUGAAUCCAAACUGUAUAAAAGCCAGAAUUUGCUUAGGAUACAGCUUGCAG